Botrytis byssoidea is the source of this 321-nucleotide messenger RNA. RefSeq lists its product as uncharacterized. The coding region runs from base 1 to 321 and encodes 106 amino acids. The record is from RefSeq and is a predicted model, not a curated record. NCBI's taxonomy places the organism in Eukaryota, Fungi, Ascomycota, Leotiomycetes, Helotiales, Sclerotiniaceae. The transcript has 2 exons.
AUGAUGAGAGGAUUUGAAAACUUGAGACUACCGGGAAAAUCAGAGCAAUUGAUCCAAAACACAUCGGCAACGACCAAAGCGAAGCAUUUACUUGUUUACCAGCCUUGGACCCGAACUUCGUAUUACCAUAUGCGAGCUAGCAGUGGCCGCUGCAAUACUUGCUUUGCCGGAAUUGAUACAUCCAUUUCCAAAUCAACCAGGACACCCAGAGGAUUGUUUAAAAAUUGCAAAAUGGGCCGACUACCAAUCGAUCACAACUCCAAAUCUUUUGAUGACUCUCAAUAUUACACGUUUAUCAAAAAUUCCGAGACGUGGCAUUGA